UUCCCCCGACAGGCAUCAUUAGGUGGAAUCGUAUCGACAACCGACGAUCUAAACAAUCGACGCUUCACUUCCUUCUCAAAAUUUGACUUCCGACGCGCAAAGAUUUCAACCAAUAUCACAAGCAUUUGUCAAUAUUUACAACUCGCCCGGUAUGGAUGAAUCCGAACGCCGAACCGUCAAGCGCUCGCGCUUCGACCAAACAGAACCAGAACCCAAGAGGACAUCGCGAUUCGACCGCCGCUCUCGUUCUCCUCCGUCGCGUCGCUCUGAAUCUGGCAGAGACCGUAGCCCCGUCACGAAAGACGCAACCCCCGAGACGAAGAAGUCUCCAACUGAUGCCGCUGCCGCUGCUGCUGCCGCUGCUGCUCGAAUCAAUGCCUCUCUUCAAGCUCGUAAAGGAAUUCAGCAUGUCGACGUCCCUCCCAUCAGGUCCGCCGACACCGAAUCACCACCGCCGCGAUCAACUUCGACUCCCCAGACUUCGAACAAGAUAGCUCCUCCGCUCGAUACGGAGAUGUACGUUGCAGAUGGUGACUACAUUCAAGAUAUCGAAGUCAAUGACUUGAGGAACCGUUACCUCCUGACCAAGGGGGCGACACAAAAAAUGAUCAAAGAUGAAACCGGUGCCGAUAUCACCACCCGGGGCAAUUACUAUCCUAACAAGACCAUGGCCACGGCCGGUAAACCCCCACUGUACCUCCACAUCACGAGCACGAGCAAGGCUGGCCUUGAGGCCGCUGUCGCCAAGAUCAACGAACUCAUCCAGCAGGAGCUUCCUCAGCUUGUUGACGAGAGACGUUUCCGCCGCCGAGAUCAGGAGCAGGUUGAGCGCGACGAGUUUGGAAGACGUAAAUGGCCCGAGGAGAAGAUCCCGAUAAGCUUGGAGCCUGUGCAUGGUUUCAACCUGCGUGCUCAGGUUGUCGGACAUGGCGGUGCUUAUGUCAAGCAUAUCCAGCAAGAGACCGGCUGCCGUGUGCAGAUCAAGGGUCGAGGAUCCGGAUACCUUGAGGCCGCUACCAACCAUGAAAGUGAUGAGGAUAUGUUCCUCCACGUCACUGGACCCGACGCCAACAUGGUCGAGAAGGCCAAAGAGCUCUGUGAGGACUUGAUUGCCAAUGUCAAGGAACAGUAUGAGGAGUUCAAGAGCCGCCCGCCUCGCUACGGCGGUGACCGCUACGGAGGAGAUCGUCAUGGAGGCGACCGUCACGGAGGCGAUCGAUACAACGGCGGCGGUGAUCGUAACCAUUCCCACGGUGGCUCACAUGGUGGUUCUUACGGCGGAUAUGGUGGUUAUGGAGCUAACACAGGCGGUGCUGCCAACAGCCCAGCACCUGCUGCCGGCGUGAGCAGCCCAACUAACGCCGCUGACUACGCCGCCCAGUACGCCCAGUACUAUGGCACCACAGACCCUUACGCUGCCUAUGGCGGUUAUGCUAACUAUGUUGCUAUGUAUCAACAGUACUACGGUGCUCAGGCUCAGGCUCAAGCACAAGCACCCGGAGCUCCCGGCGCCACUGGACAAUCGGCGUCACCACCUCUGCCCCCAAGUGAAGCGGCUCCUCCGCCUCCUCCGCCCAGCUCGGCACCCCCACCCCCUCCACCUUCUGGGCCUCCACCCGGAACUGGAGGUAGCUAUGGCUCGGUCCCUCCCCCACCCGGACUUUAGUCUGUACUCUUCCUAUACAAGGAGUCAGCCAUGUUCACAGUCCGAAACUGAAAGAAAAAGCUAGCUGCUAUAGAUGGAACUCAUCGGCUCUGUACGUGAACGCUCCAGUUUGCAUCGCGGAAAGAAGGGUGUUGAUUCAGGUCUCAUAUACGAUUUCUCGCUGUUGAGUAGGAACCCGCAUCGACCAUGUUCAAUCAUACGGGAACGAUUAAGAAUAGCACUUCUGCUUUCCAGUAGGUUGCAAAAUUUGUUUUUAGAAAUGACUCUAUUGCAGGU
Messenger RNA from Fusarium graminearum PH-1, 1942 nucleotides. RefSeq lists its product as uncharacterized. The transcript has 9 exons. Bases 152 to 1666 code for a protein of 504 amino acids. Gene Ontology annotation, molecular function: RNA binding. NCBI's taxonomy places the organism in Eukaryota, Fungi, Ascomycota, Sordariomycetes, Hypocreales, Nectriaceae. The record is from RefSeq and is a predicted model, not a curated record. Gene Ontology annotation, cellular component: nucleus.